This is a messenger RNA of Drosophila persimilis, 1582 nucleotides long. Its product is annotated as cytochrome P450 4p1. Gene Ontology annotation, molecular function: heme binding; iron ion binding; monooxygenase activity. The transcript is spliced from 8 exons. Lineage: Eukaryota; Metazoa; Arthropoda; Insecta; Diptera; Drosophilidae. Bases 1 to 1554 code for a protein of 517 amino acids. The record is from RefSeq and is a predicted model, not a curated record.
AUGAUUACCUUGUGGUUGACGGUGGCCCUGUGUGUGGUCAUUCACUGGCUCUACCAGGUCAACAAAGACUACUACAUUCUGGCCUUCUUCUCAAGGCGUGUCUACACAAGGGAUGACCGGCCGGUGGAGAGCCUAGUACCUUCGCCCAAGGGCCGGACGAUCUUUGCUCACUGCUUCGAUCUGUACGGCAAAGACAACGCUGGUGUUUUCAAAUUCACGCGCGACUUGUCAAAGACUCUUGGUAAGAGUUAUGUUCGAUAUGUCGUAGGCAUGCCCAUUUACAACGUAAUCGAUGCCGAAACUGCCGAAAUGAUACUGACCGAUCAGAAAUCGCUGAUAGGAAAAGGAUGUGUCUACAAUUUUCUUCAUCCAGCCCUGAAGACGGGUCUUCUGACAUCACAAGGAGACAAAUGGCAUGCGCGUCGCAGGAUGCUGACACCCACAUUCCAUUUCAAUAUACUGGGACAGUUUCAGGAGAUUUUCCAAGCCGAAAGUCUCAAGUUUGUGCAGCAGUUUCAAAGUCAAGACGAGAACAUCGUCUCCCUGAGCGAGCUCAUACCCAGAUUUACGCUUAACACCAUUUGUGAGACGGCUAUGGGAGUGAAACUGGAUGAAAUGGCCGAGAAAGGUGAUCGCUACCGGGAGAGCUUCCAUAUGAUCGAGAAGAGUUUCGUCCGGCGCCUCAGCAAUCCUUUCUUAAGAAGCACUACCAUCUACAAUUUGUUUGUGGCCAAGGAGUACGCUCCGUUCCUGAAAGUGGUCCACGACUUUUCCAGCGAGAUCAUUGCCAAGCGGAGGAUACUGCUCGAGGAGGAGCUGGAACACAGAAGAUCUACUCAGACGGCCGAUGAUGACAUCUUUGUCAGCAGACACAAACGAUUUGCAAUGCUCGAUACCUUGAUAUGUGCCGAGAAGGAUGGGAUGAUCGAUCACGCUGGUAUCUGCGAGGAGGUAGACACCCUGAUGUUCGAGGGCUAUGAUGUGAGCUCCAUCACUCUCAUCUUCACCCUGAUGAACAUGUCGCUGUAUCCGGAUAAGCAGGAGCUCUGCUUCAAGGAAAUUCAAGAGCACAUUGAGGAUGACUUCAGCAAUCUGGACAUCAAUCAGAUGAGCAAGCUAAAGUACCUGGAAUACUUUAUAAAGGAGACGAUGCGCCUGUUCCCGCCCAUUCCACUUAUGGGCCGUCAAGCAGUGCAGGAAACAGAGCUGGCCAACGGGCUCAUCCUUCCCAGCGGCACCCAGAUCCACAUACACACCUUCGACAUCCAUCGCAAUCCCAAGCACUGGGACUCCCCAAACGAGUUUCAGCCGGAACGUUUUCUGCCGGAGAACAGCCAGAACCGUCCUGUCUACGCCUACAUUCCGUUCAGUGCGGGGCAAAGGAAUUGCAUUGCUCAAAAAUUCGCCAUGCAAGAGAUGAAAACCCUGAUGACUGUUAUUCUCAAGAAGUUCGAGAUCCAACCGCUGGUCGAUCCCAAGUCGAUUGUCUUCCAUGUGGGAAUUACACUGCGCAUCAAGAACCAUAUUCGCGUUAAGCUAGUGAGACGAAAGUGAUUUUGUCGCUAAUAAAACUCCAGUUAGU